AUUUGAAACUCAUUGACUGCGUGUUUCCUUUCUCUCUCCUCUGUCACGAUAGAAAAUGAACAUGAAGCUUUGAUUUUUUUUCUCUUUGACGAUUUCGAAAACAAAGCUCUCCUGCUGAACUCUCUCUCUCUCUCUCCAUCUUCUUUAGUUUCCACAAGAACUCAUUCACUGAUUUUUAUGAGAGAUCCGACAAGACCCUGAUGUCUGAUUCCUCCAAAACGGCGGUGGAUCCGCUUCUGAGAGAUUUAGAUGGGAAGAAAGAGAGUUUCAGGCGCAACGUGGUGUCUAUGGCGGCUGAGCUUAAGCAAGUGAAAGGCCGUUUGGUUUCUCAAGAACAAUUCUUUGCUAAAGAAAGCCUUUCUAGAAAAGAAGCAGAGACAAAAGCUAAGAACAUGGAAAGGGAGAUCUGUAAAUUGCAGAAGACAUUGGAAGAUAGGAAUUGUCAGCUUGAAGCUUCAACAUCUGCUGCUACAAAGUUUCUGGAAGAAGUAGACGACCUGAGAUCUCAGCUAGCUUUGACAAAGGAACUGGCAGAAACAAGCUCUGCUUCUGCUCAAUCCGCACAGCUCCAAUGCACAAUGCUUUCAGAACAACUCGACGAUAAAACAUGUUUGCUACGAGAGCACGAAGACCGCGUGACUCAGCUAGGCCACCAGCUUGACAAUCUUCAGAGAGAUCUAAAGACGAGAGUGUGUUCUCAGAAGCAGCUGAGGGACGAGGUCACGAGAAUCGAGCGUGAGAUUGCAAAGUCAGGGAAAGACACGGAAUGUGAGCUAAGGAGACUUGUGGAAGAGGUUUCUCCAAAGAACUUGGAGAGAGUGAACAUGCUGUUAGGUGCAAAAGACGAAGAGAUUGCAAAACUGAAAGAUGAGAUAAGGUUAAUGUCAGGUCACUGGAAACUCAAGGCCAAGGAGCUUGAAUCUCAGUUGGAGAAGCAAAGAAGAACAGAUAAAGAGUUGAGGAAGAAGGUGCUGAAGAUGGAGUUUUGUCUGCAAGAAGCUCGGAGCCAGACAAGAAAGCUACAGAGGAUGGGGGAGAAGAGAGACAAGGCGAUGAAGGAGCUAAGAGAUCAGGUUACUGGAAAACAGAUGAAUGAAUCUGUGUCUGGAGAGAAACAGAACUUUUGGGAUACUUCAGGGUUCAAGAUCGUUGUGUCAAUGUCGAUGUUGAUAUUAGUGGUUGUCUCCAAAAGAUGAUGAGUUCUUGGUGUUUAUAUGAUCUUUGAACUCUUAUCUUAUGUUUUUUUUUGUCUGUGAAAAUGUAGUAGUUGUAGUUAGUAGUAGUAGAUAAUGGUUCUUGAGGGUACAAAAGAGACACUUUGCAAUACUUUUUUUAUACAGUAAUAUGAUUUAUUUUUAGUUACAGAGAA
Messenger RNA from Raphanus sativus (radish), 1369 nucleotides. Its product is annotated as nuclear envelope-associated protein 2. The transcript is spliced from 6 exons. The record is from RefSeq and is a predicted model, not a curated record. Lineage: Eukaryota; Viridiplantae; Streptophyta; Magnoliopsida; Brassicales; Brassicaceae. The coding region runs from base 201 to 1196 and encodes 331 amino acids.